Molecule: messenger RNA, 1902 nt
Organism: Anthostomella pinea
Lineage: Eukaryota; Fungi; Ascomycota; Sordariomycetes; Xylariales; Xylariaceae
Source: the annotation of a GenBank genome assembly
AUGAACAUGCCUGGCAACUAUGUUAACCAACCCGGCCUUAACGGAGGCUUUAACAAUUACGCCAAUAUUCACUCAAUCCACAACACCAACCAUGCGAUGAGCGGCAUGGGUGCUAGUGCUCCGACUGUUCAGCAGUUGUCGGGGUUCUCCCAUGCCGCGCCGUCGCAGUGGAGUGCGUACAUUGACCCUGCUCUGAAGGACUACAACACCAUGCCCCAGGAUCUUCCGUCAAACUGGAACAAUCUGGCCCAGGCCCCGGGUCAGCAGCAGUUCCCUCCAUUCUCCAACCCUGGUCUGGGCGACGGGUACACCACCAACUCCCAGGUUCUUCAGCCAACCUGGAACAAUCUGGCCCAGUCCCAGAGUGAGCAGCAAGUUCCCAACGCUGUCAACGGCAAUGGGACCAUGCCUGCCGCUGAUUACCAGAUGUACCAGGCCUCUCCGGCGGUGCAGAACAACGUUGACGCGCCGGUGCCAGCGGCAGCACCGGCGCCAACGGUAGCACCCGCUAAAAAAAGAGGACGACCAUCGAAGAAGCGCCCGGCGUCGUCCGGUGCAGAUGAGCCGCCUUCCCCCAAGAAGCGAGGACCCAUCCGAAAGUUCUCGUGCAAGACAUGCCGCGACCAUCACGUGAAAUGCGAUGGCCAGGAAGGCAGCAUCUGCACAUAUUGCACAGAUCAUAACGAGCCUUGCGGCUUCGAUAUGAAAGACAGACGAUUCAACGAGGCGGUAACCGAGACCAUCAUGACCGUGGUGAAGAACUGGCAGGGUGCCAUCGAGGAUCUCUGUACCGUUCUGUCCGCCCUGAUCGGGGAGGGUGUCGACAAGGACGACCAGAUAUACGCUGCGAAAUUAGUCAAGAAAGGAGAGAGCCCAUCUCUCAUCGCCCGUGUCGUCGACCCAGCCCCAGGGAUACCCGCGGUAGCUGACAACCAAAGACUGGCAAGAUUGGCUGUUCUUGACCAAGGUGCCAAGCUGGUGGAAAGGAAACGAACGAUUAAGGAAGUGAAUCGCGCCGGGAUUAACACUAUUGCUUACCUUGCUUGGGUUUGCGAGGGUUACCGGACCGGCGAACUGACAGAGUCUGACGUGCAACGCAUCUUGCAUAACGUCAGAUUGGGCAGAUGCCCCGAAUUGACCGAGCAGGUCGAGCUUUGGGAAGGGUGGGUGAAGCAUUGGUACCCGAACGGAGCGGCGCCAAAGGCCGGCGUCAGGGGCAACUUAACACAGCAAACCCCUACAUUAGCCGUCGCCUCAUCGUCGGCCGGGUCAACUCCACCGACCCAUACUCAGGCCGGCUUGACGAUUCCAGCCGCGGCGAUGGGCCACGACGACACUCCCCACGAGAUCAACUCGGCUGUGCUGGACCCGAUUGUGAAUGCCUACGGCGGUCAAGAGUCAGGAGUUGGGGGGUUUGCAGACUGGUGGGCAGACCAAUCUGCAGACCCGUUUGCAGACCCGUUUGCAGACCCAUUUGCAGACCCGUUUGCAGAGCCGAAGGAGACCGCGGCGGAGGAGCCCGCGGUCGCGGAGGAGGUCGCGGCAGAGGAGGAGCCCGCGGCUUGGGGAGAGGCAUCGGAUCUUUUCGACGACCCAGAUGCUCUCGCCUUAUACGAGUCAAAGAUUGCGGAAGAGGACGCAGCAAAGGAGAAGGCUGCGGCUGAGAAGGAAAGAACGGACUUCAUGAAGAUAUUGAAUGCCGGGGCUAGAGAAGAGCAGGCGGCGAAGAAGGCCGCGGCUGACAAGAAGGCUGCUGCUGAGAAGAAGGCGGCUGCUGAGAAGAAGGCGGCUGAUGAGAAGAGGGCGGCUGAUGAGAAGAAGGCGGCGGCUCAGGAGAAGGCCACCAUCAUGGAAGCUGAGUUAGGCGCUGACUCUGAAUCCGAGGUUUCGGAGGAAGAGUAA